AUCAGCCUUCUCUACAGUAAGACAGUACUUUCCACAAAGUUGUUGGUCCUGUGCAUUAAAGAAACGGAGUAUAUUUGAUGCAUUUUGCACUUUUUUGCAUGCUGUUUUUGCUCUGAAGGUGAAACCUGAUGUAAUGCUCUCAGGUUUCUAGUGUGACAUUCAGAGGAAAUCUAACACCUUUUGUUUUUGUCCUCACCUCUCCGGUGGGCUUUUAUCUCGGUAUGACUGCAUUUGACCAAAGCGGCUCCAACCCGAAGACAAAGGCGACUCUGUUGCCCCCUGACCAUGCAGGUGCUGAUUCAGCCCUGCACCAACAUACCUAUCACAGCCUGGGCUGCUGCCUCCGUAGUAACAUCUUUCCAGGAAUCUCUCCAGAAUGGAAGUCCUUGAGCAGGGACUCGUACGUCAGACACCCCCUAACUACGUGGCCUGCUGACCCUUAUCGGUGGUACGGCCACAGGACGGAUGAAUUGGUUCAGUGGACAGAGAAAAACAUUUUGGACCAGAAGCUGAAGAAGUUGCUGACGGAAAGGGAACAAAAAAGAAGUACAAAAUGAGGUCCUUUUUCCUACUUCGAUGGAGCAGCAUCUUGGGGAUUCACAUCUGUUGCGUGUUCCUGAAACAACAUCUGUGUGUCUGUUAAAGGGAAAAGUAGGAGAGUGGGGAGAAUGAAUUAAAGGAUUUCAGCAGGCUCAAGUUUUUGUGUGUUUUUGGUGAUUUUACAUCAGAUUAUCAAACAUUUAUGUUUGUAAAAACUGAAAUAAUCUCUCAAUUGAAUCUAUUUACUGAUCGCAAAUCAUUUUCUGGCUAAAUCAAACCGCUAGAGAAAAAGCCAGUCCCUUCUAUGUCACAAAGUCAAAACUAGCAUUCACGGACUCCACCAUCUUGGCAAACGGAGACUGUCAGUGUUUCUCAAUGUCAAAGCGCCUGGCCUUGCGAGGCGAUGUCUUGCGAAGCCAGGCUCCUUGCUUACGAGGACACUGUCCUUCCUUGGUCAAAGAAAACGGUUAAAUGGAACAGACUUGCAUCACGUGACCGCGGCUUCCACAGCGGUCACGUAAAGUCACGUGACACGGGAGACGUUAUAUUUUAUACGUAUUAGUUUCAAUAUGAAUAUAUAACAAGCCUUUUGCUUUUUAAAUUGUGUAGAUGUUUAUUAAAUUAAAAAUAUAAGCGAGUUACUACCCACUAGCCACCAAAGCUGCAACUAUUAAGCAACUAACCAACAAUAGAUAACUUCUUUGGAUCUAAAAAAAAAACAUUUUAAAUUAGCUGACUUACAGUUAAACUUGAAAAUUGUCCCCGAAGUAGCUACCGUCUUCUGAUCCUCCGUCCUUUUUGAAAAUACUGCGGUGUAUUGUGGGUAAUUUUUGACCAAGGCUAGGCUACAAGACACCUCCCGUGUAUCCUCGCUCAGCUAGCUAAACGGCUAACAAACGGAGAGCACGCCUCGGUAGAACAUGAACAUUGGAACACGUCUUGGCGGCUCCCAAUGACGUAUCUCCUAGGCAACAGGGGCGGGGCCAAGACAUCAAGGCGAGGUUCCUUGGCAUUGAGAAACACCCUGUGAAUGUGGUGAGGUGGUCUGGUCCAAAAUGUCCAGGCCAAUUUUUCUAUCCCAGUCCUUGGACGAGACCGUUCACUCACCUUAACUGCUUAACUGCUUGUGGUAGUCUGAGGGACUGGUGGUCAGUGCACCUCAUGGCAGCUGUAGUUACAAUAAAGUUCAUCACCACCAGUGUGUAAAUGGGGGAAUGACUGUGUGGCAAGGUGGAGAAACGAAUGCCCGGGCGGGAUUUGAUCCCCAGACUCCCGGGUGAGAGUCAUAUGCGAACCAGUCAGCCAAAGGGACAUCCCCUUGGCCAAGUAGCCAGGGCGCAUGAUCAAUCGGGACACUGACAGGAUGCUCACACUGCCACAACUGGUUGUGUUGGGGAACUCUAGAUAGCGCCAUAUGAAUACAGUCCUUUUUAACUUUAAACGCUUAGAUCGGCGAUACUCAACGCUGGUCCUCUAUCCAGCAUUUUAGUUGUUUCUCUGCUCCAACACACCUGAUUUUAAUCAGCAGAUGUUUAACAGGCUUAUGUGGGGCUUGAUGAGCUGCUCAGCAGGCGGUUCAACCAUUGAAUCAGGGGUGUUGGAGCAAGGAAACAACAAAAACAUGCAAAAUAGUGGUAAUUGGGAUUCAGGAUUGAGCACACCUGGUUUAGAGACACUUCUGUGUCCCAGCUUUCACUUUCGGUUCCAGAUGUGUUAAAGAACCACGACUUUUCAGUGCUUUGCAGAGUCAGCCUUAAAUGCUGUAUUUAAGCAUAUAUGCAUGGAUGUGUUUCCAUAAACUGCUGAACUUGUUUCUCAUCUUUGAAAAAAUGUAUAAAUAAUGGAGACAAGCUGUAAUUUUGUAUAAGGCUUACCCUUUAAGGCUACUAUUGGAUAAGACAUUCUCACAAUAGCCAAUCACUGUAGGGUUGCCAUAUGUAACCGUCGUUCUGUAAAUGCAUGAAAACAAUAAAGUUCAAAAAGAAAACUUUAGAGAUCCGUGUCAAGAUCUUUAUCAAGUUUUUCUAAAAUAUAGGUCAAAUAAAGCAAAGCAUGCUCCAACCCGGGGUAAACCUGAACUGCAGUAGCUGACAGGGAUAUUUAUUGCUCAGUGUGUGAUGUGUAAAGGCAGUAGAAUGAAGGUGGUUUCAAAAGAAACCACCGAAACUCAUUUCAUUGUUACAACCUCGACGCUGUUGCAGCAGUCAGAUCCAUUCUUGAGGCAGAAAGAAAAAAGAGGUCGAGGGGAAUUUGAAGUUUUGCACACAGCUGAAAAUAGCCCCAAGCUUCAGUGUUCAGGCUGUAAAAACCUAAAGAUUUCAGUUGUGAUUAAGCUAAAAAAACAGGAUUUUCACAAGCAAAGGACAUUUUUGGGGCUAAUCAGGGACUUCAAAUAUGUGAACAUGAGAAACAUUUAACAUUAUUUUGUGUUAAUUGUUGUUCAUGGGGGUCACAAAUACUUGCAUUCUCACUGUUAGCAUGUUAGGUUAUCAACCUUUUCAAAUGCUUAGGUGAUAAAUAAGUGGUGGACUGGCCAUCGAUCAGUCAAUCAACCCCGUUAGACACACAGGCCACCACGCUAACGCUGUUGCCUCAACAAAGAAGGUUAAAGUUUCCUCCGGGUAUUCCGGAUUCCUUCCCAAAAACGUGAAUGUCCGAUUACUGUCAUGUCUAGGAGUCCCCUUACCUCUCACCCAUGGACUGCUGGCAGCUCCUCGUAAGCCUACAGAGGAAAAGCGGUUGCCUCAAGACAGACAGGUUAAGAGAGAAAGAAUAAAAAAACACAAGAAUGACAAAAGAAUCCUAAACCUAACCCUAAAUCCUAUCCUUGGCUAAUGGCCAACUUUCUGCGUCUAAAUGAGGGAAAGACAGAGCUUAUUGUUUUUCACCCUAACAGCAGGGCUGUGGGUCGUUAUGUUGAUCUUGGCCCCUCUUUCUCCCAACUCAAAACCAGUUGUCACCAGUCUGGGGGUGAAAAUUGAUGCUGGACUUAAAUUUGAGGCUCACAUCAAUUCUGUGAUCCGGUCCAGUUUCUUUCACCUGAGACGCCUUGCAAAAAUCAAGCAUAUGCUGUCAAGAGCCCACCUGGAGCGGGUACUGCAUGCCUUUGUAAUUUCUCGGCUUGACUACUGCAACUCUCUCUAUGCAGGGUUGUGUCAGUCAUCACUGCGUCGCCUACAGGUUGUGCAGAACAGCGCAGCCAGGUUCCUGAUUGGAACCAGGAAACGGGACCACAUCAGUCCGGUUCUGGCCUCCCUGCACUGGCUUCCGGUUUGCUAUCAUUCACACUUCAAACUCCUCGUCUUUGUUUACAAUUUCUUCCAGGGUGGUGGUCCCCCUAUCUUGCCACACUCCUGAACAAACAUUCCCCAUCACGCGCUCUGCGCUCCUCUGACCAAGGCCUGCUCGCUGUCCCUCGGUCUAGGUGUCGUACUCGCGGGGACCGGGCUUUCUCAGUCCUAGCACCGUCUCUCUGGAACCAGUUGCCACCUUCAGUUAGGCUGUCCCCAUCUCUGCCAGUCUUUAAGAGUCGCCUAAAAACCUACCUCCUCCGCGUGGCGUACCCUGAACGUGUUUGAAUUUGGCCCUCUUUUAUGUUGAUUUUAUUUCCCUGUUUUCAUUGGUCUCUUUAUCUCUUGUUUUACUCUUUUGUCUUCUACUAGAAUGUUUUACCUUUUUUUUGUAAUAUUUGAAUUGCUUUUAUUUUCGAUUUAUUCAUCAUAUUUAACUUUUCUCAUGUACCAUGUUCAGCGCCUUGGGCUUCCCGACAGUCGCAGAGUACAGACGCUUCUCUUUUUGCUCUCUUAUCUUUUUUCCCAAGGCACUUUGUCCUGUCUGCCCACAGAGCGCUUCUCUGCAUUUCUUGUGAGAAACCCUAUUUUUUAAAAAUGGAUUUGAUAAAUUGGUCAUUCAACGCGAUUGAUAAGAUUUUUUCAACGAUGAGAACGGAGCAGGGGGCUCCCACUUGCCCGCAAGGGACGCACCUGGCGGGGUAUAUGAUGGAUUCCUGGAAAGAGUGGAAGAUCAUAUGCCUCUCCCAGCUGUCCAUUGAGGACGUCGAAGACGUGUGGAUAUUCGGCCUGAUGAUCACUGGAUUUCUUCUGAUUUGAGUGGGAGGAUAUCUGGUUUUCUGGAAAUUUGGGAAGACGGGAGCGAUUGGAGGGCGACCCGCACCCACGGAAAGCACCGUCCGUGUGGAGACUUCACAAACUGGAACGUUACUCGAGGUGAAUCACAAGCUGGACAAUGUUCUAGCUGCGAUACCGGUAUUAGUGCGCAAAAUGGAUGUCAUCUCUGAGAGGGUCACCGGACGGUAUGGACAAGUUAAAAAAACUAAAUUGGCUUCACUGAAGGACUUGAAUGAUCAGUUUAAAGACUGAAGGCAGAGAGGAAAAUUAUCUCAGCCUGACCCAAACAAAGUCUUAUCCAAAUCUGACGCCAUGGCAGCCUUGAGAUGCCAACAACAAACCCCCACGAAGGAAUGCAGACAGAUGCUGUGAAAACCCGAC
Nothobranchius furzeri (turquoise killifish) is the source of this 5048-nucleotide messenger RNA. It is a transcript of the gene cimip4, whose product is annotated as ciliary microtubule inner protein 4. The record is from RefSeq and is a predicted model, not a curated record. NCBI's taxonomy places the organism in Eukaryota, Metazoa, Chordata, Actinopteri, Cyprinodontiformes, Nothobranchiidae.